AUGCAGACAGAUCUGCUGGAGGAUCUGGGCUUUGAGAAGGAGCACGGCUGUGCCAUGCUGUCGCGCAUCCCACAGGACUUUCCAAAAGAUGCGGAAGUUGGUCAGAAGAUGCAGAUGUGGAAGACGAAAGCCUCACAAACUUGCAUGGCGGCCCUGAAAGCACACCAGGCUGGUGGAGGCGAGUUGCUGAAGAUGCCCAUGAUGCCACAGCUGGACAAGGAAUUUGCCGAGGAGAUGGAAACCUUCGGGUCCCAGGCAAGGGAAGAGAUCUCCAAAAUGUCCGAAGAACAGAAAAGAUCUUUCAUGGACGAAAAGACUCUUAAGAAAAUGCAGGUCUUCCAGAAGCUCCCGCCAGACGGCAGGAUGGGCUAUGUGAAGCGGCUGGCAAAUGACGAGAAGCUUGAGUUUGUCAAGACGCAGAUGAUUGCGGCUGAUUUGAUGAAACGGCAAUACCAGGAGCAGCAGAGCGCCCAAGCGCCGACGGCCUGCACCAUGGAUGAGGGUCCUUCCAAAGCUCCGGCGCAGGAGCAGAUGAUGUGA
Durusdinium trenchii is the source of this 540-nucleotide messenger RNA. Lineage: Eukaryota; Dinophyceae; Suessiales; Symbiodiniaceae. The record is from the annotation of a GenBank genome assembly.